Molecule: messenger RNA, 870 nt
Organism: Phytophthora sojae
Lineage: Eukaryota; Oomycota; Peronosporomycetes; Peronosporales; Peronosporaceae
Exons: 6
Coding region: 1-870 (289 amino acids)
Source: RefSeq, a predicted model, not a curated record
AUGGAGGAGCUAUUGCAGCGGUAUCAGGACCAACUCGCGGCUGCUAGAGGCGCUAGCUGCUUCUGCCACAACCGUAAGAACGUCCCAGACCUGCAUCGCGUGGAGGAGGAGCUGUUCGAGAACCAGAACCUGACGCCGAGGGUCUCCGCCAUGCGCCUGUCCAGGGCGGAGCUGCCUGUGCUGUGUCGAGCCGACGGCGAGGAAGCGCGGUUCAGCGAGGUGCAGCUGCCGUCGUCGAACUGGGAGUGGGUGUCCGAUUGGCAAUGCGAUAUCCACGCCCACACGGACGAGAGCGGGUGGGUGUAUGCAGACUCGUGGGAGCAACUGCGAGACGCCUGUCAACUGCAUCGCAGCGAGCAAACGAUGAGUGCCCGUGUCCGUCAACGUCGGUGGAAGCGAGAGCGAAUGCUCACGCGAUCUACAGGGCUCCCAGUUGCGCUAAACGAGCGUCUACUGACAAAGAGCAGGCUAGCUGCUAUGCACUACGCCAACGAGAAGCUGACUCAACAGCUUCUGCGCGCAAACGAGCACAUUGCUGAGCUCGAGCGACGAGAUAAAGUGUACGAAGCGCACAUGCUCAAGCUGCAGCAGGUCGCGGAGGAGCUGUCCAACGAUCUGUACGCCCGGUCCUUCGAUCUGCACGACCCCGUGGCAGUGCCCUACACCGUCUCCAAAAGCAUCGAGGGGCUCGCACGCUUGGACACACUGACCGUCACCAGCGAGGUGCAGCGCCGACGGUCGGAGAUUUUGGCAGCGUGCGAGAACGAGCUCCAGACAACUAUGGACGAGUUCAACGACCUCGCGCGCACGCUGGAGCGGAGGCAGUCACCACCCCCAGAGAUGACGGAGCGGCCAGCUCUAAUAGGCUAG